CUUAAAUUGACCUUGCCAGGGUUAAAGGAGUCACGAUUUUAGCGAAUUUUGACAUUUCCAUUCUGUGCCGGUUAAGUGGAAGGUUGUUGCAAUUUGUUGGUGUUGUAGAUUGGAAAAUUUAAACCUUGCAAUAUGCCUAUAAAAAGUAUCUAUGCCCGUAACAUCUUUGAUUCACGUGGUAAUCCCACCGUUGAAGUCGACCUGAUCACCGAUUUGGGGCUUUUCAGGGCUGCUGUGCCCUCUGGAGCCAGUACUGGAGUCCACGAGGCCCUCGAACUGCGCGACGAAGACAAAAGCCAAUACCAUGGCAAAUCGGUCUUCAAAGCCAUCGACAACAUCAACAAAAUCAUCGCGCCCGAGCUGCUCAAGUCCGGGCUCGAGGUCACGCAGCAGACCGAGAUCGAUUGCUUCAUGAACAAGCUCGACGGCACCGAGAACAAGUCGAAGCUGGGCGCCAACGCCAUCUUGGGCGUUUCGCUCGCGGUGUGCAAGGCCGGAGCCGCAAAGAGAGGCAUCCCGUUGUACAAGCACAUCGCCGAUCUGGCCGGCAACAAGGAGAUCGUGUUGCCCGUGCCCGCUUUCAACGUCAUCAACGGCGGCUCGCACGCCGGCAACAAGUUGGCCAUGCAGGAGUUCAUGAUCUUGCCAACUGGCGCCACCAGCUUCACCGAGGCGAUGCGCAUGGGCAGCGAGACCUACCACCACCUCAAGAAAGUCAUCAAGGACAAGUUCGGCUUGGACGCCACCGCCGUCGGCGACGAAGGCGGCUUCGCGCCGAACAUUUUGGAGAACAAGGAGGGCCUGAACCUCAUCACCGAGGCCAUCGAGAAGGCCGGGUACACCGGCAAAAUCGAAAUCGGCAUGGACAUUGCCGCAUCCGAGUUCUACAAGGACGGUAAAUACGAUUUGGACUUCAAGAACCCCAAAUCCGACCCCAAAACCUACUUGGACAGCGGCAAACUGGGCGAAAUGUACCAGGACUUCAUCCAGAGCUUCCCCGUGGUAACCAUCGAAGACCCCUUCGAUCAGGACGACUGGGAAGCGUGGUCCACCCUCACGGGCAACACGCAGAUCCAGAUCGUCGGCGACGAUCUCACCGUGACCAACCCGAAGCGCAUCCAGACCGCCAUCGAGAAGAAGGCGUGCAACUGCCUUCUGCUCAAGGUGAACCAGAUCGGCUCGGUGACCGAGUCCAUCAACGCGCACAACCUGGCCAAGGCCAACGGCUGGGGCACCAUGGUCUCGCACAGGUCCGGGGAGACGGAGGACACCUUCAUUGCCGACCUGGUGGUGGGGCUGUCCACCGGGCAGAUCAAGACCGGCGCCCCCUGCCGCUCGGAGCGCCUCGCCAAGUACAACCAGAUCCUGCGCAUCGAAGAGGAGCUGGGGGCCAACGCCAAAUUUGCCGGCAAAUCAUUCCGCAAACCUUUGUAAACUAGUCCCUGAAUGUGCACUAACCUGCCACCAAUUAAAUCGUAUGUUGAAUAAAAAGAGCGUAGCAUGUGCACUAGACGUACUUUUAUUUAUUUUUUUUUGGUUCAAUAAAUGUUAUUACAAGUUUUUGAUUUUUAUUUUUUGAACUUUUAUUUUUUUUGUUCAAUAAAUGUUGUCUACAAG
This is a messenger RNA of Brassicogethes aeneus, 1617 nucleotides long. Lineage: Eukaryota; Metazoa; Arthropoda; Insecta; Coleoptera; Nitidulidae. The record is from the annotation of a GenBank genome assembly.